GCAGUACUUAGUGUCAUGUUGUUUCAGUCGACAAAAAGAAUGAUAAUUUCAGCUUUUAUUCUUCUCAAGUAACGUUAGGUUGAUGGUAAAUCGCAUUGAAUGAACCGGAAGCAAAUACAACUGACUUGCAGCCAAAACAAAUAAUCCUUAACGUGAAAUGUGAUGCCUAAUUAUUGAAUAGAUUUUUGGAAUGCAAAGUAAUAUUAUGAAACGGCUCUUUUUUUCAUGACAAGUAGCGUUUUUUUGAUGAAAAACCUUUUUCCUUGGGAACAUACCUUACGAUACAGCCUCACCUUUCCAAACCCCAUCCCUCAGCCAUUUUUCAACAAUGCAUACCUGCUUUUCUGUUCGUCCAAUGAGGAUUUCUCUCCAUUAAUUCAUGCAAUGCAAUAAAUCGUCCAGCGAGAAUUUUCCCCUUGAUCUCAUCAUUGUCAAAAUAUUCGUCACUGUAUCACUUAAAGUAUUAGCUACCGAGUUCAUCCUCAGAAGGAUAAGCCAAAAGGUUUCUUCAAAAAAUCUAUGCGCUCAAUAUUUUAUGAAUUCCUUUUCUUGAUUUUCGUUUUUUCUUCUUCUAUUUCUUCUUCCCUUUGGUGGUAACUAACAGCUUUGCUAAAAGUUGCCAAAUCAACCGCACAAGAAUGCUGAAAAAAAUCCUCCGAAUAGAUAUUUCAGCGACAACCCAGUCCCUAUAAGACAUGCAAAAUAAAGGAUCGCAAAGCAAAACCAAUAAAGUCAUCAUUUUUAAAACGACCUCUUUUCAUUUUACUUGCCGAACUUUCUUUGUCACUCCUGAUCGUUACCUGUAGAUCUGCUGGUCAUAAGGAUACAUAAGAAUAAAACAAAUUUUCAGUUCGGUUAACAAAAACAGAUUUCAAACCUGAAGACCAUACUGGACGUCAGAGAAAACUUUUUCUUUAAACUUUUUAUAAGAUGGUCAAAUUUGCUUUGAAUUUUCAGGCUGAACUCGCCGGCGUGUCUAGCCUUAGCCCAAAGGACGAACAGGCCUUCUAUUACAUGUUUGAAGUUGAAUGUGGUUCUUGCCAUGAAGUCCACGAGAACCCUAUCGGCAUCUGUCGAUCUGAAAUCCACGACAUUCCCGGAAGCAAGGGAGAAGCCAACUUGAUUUGGACUUGUAAAAACUGCAAGAGAACGAGUACGAUAUCCAUUGCCAGCCGAUUUCUUCCUUAUACAAAUUCUCAAAGUCAACAACGUGUUUUAGAGUUAGAAUGCCGAGGCUGCGAACUCGUCAAAUUCGUUCCCGAAGGCGAAUGGGUCGUCAAAGGAGAAGAGAGUGGUACGAUAUUUGCCGAGGUAGAAUUAGAAGACGACUGGUAUGAUUACGAUGAAAAAGCUGGAGCCGAGGUUUCCAUUUCUGAUAUGCAAUGGACCAUCUCGAAAGCUUAACGUUGAGCAUCUUUGUUACUGCAUGAAUGAAUCAAUGAACAUAGAAGUAAUAAAUACCAUUUGUAAACAUUAUAUUUUCU
Schizosaccharomyces cryophilus OY26 is the source of this 1484-nucleotide messenger RNA. Its product is annotated as DUF866 domain-containing protein. Gene Ontology annotation, molecular function: zinc ion binding. The coding region runs from base 931 to 1404 and encodes 157 amino acids. The transcript has 3 exons. Lineage: Eukaryota; Fungi; Ascomycota; Schizosaccharomycetes; Schizosaccharomycetales; Schizosaccharomycetaceae. The record is from RefSeq and is a predicted model, not a curated record.